Messenger RNA from Anolis sagrei ordinatus, 4868 nucleotides. It is a transcript of the gene TMEM169, whose product is annotated as transmembrane protein 169. The record is from RefSeq and is a predicted model, not a curated record. Lineage: Eukaryota; Metazoa; Chordata; Lepidosauria; Squamata; Anolidae.
UCCAUGAAGCCACGCCCACCCAAUGCGUUGCAAUGAGAGAGAGAAGGGGCGGGGGUCGCCUUGCAGCUGGUACCCAAUGGGAGUCACUCAGGGGCGGAGGAGGACCAAGAGUGGGGGCUACUCUUUCUCAGGCAGACGGGGAGAGAAAGAGAGAGAGAGAGAGAGAGAAGGAGCCCCUUCCUGGGCUGCAUUGUUCCUGCGAGGAGAAAGAGGAGGAGCAGAGAUUCCUUCUAAAAAAUUGCAAGGACUUCAAUAAACUCCACAACUUCAGCAGGCAGCCCUAAAGAUCCUUGGAAAGCACAGCGACAGCAUUCUGCAUAGUAACAGUCAAUUCCUUCGUGCUAAAAAUUCCCCUGAACCGCUCCCUGGGACUUUUGCUGCAGACAGGCUACUGUUAGCCAGCCGGUCCGUCUCCAGACUUCUCAAGGGUUAAGACCAGAAUGUCCUAGUACAACACUAUGAAAUGGUCACUCCUGUUAAAUGGAGUGCAGCUACUGGCACAUUAAUGGCUCAUAAAUGUGGAUGAAUCUGAUCUGGAACAAAACUGCACCAGGAUGCCCAGUGAGAGGUUCCAGAGCAACAGUGCGUUAGAGGAGCCUGCACUCAGGGAAAGCAAGUCCGGGGCCCAAAGCCCUAAUUGCAACUCCUUACGCAGGGCUGUGGCCACUGCCGUGACCUUUGAUGGAGAAGCCACCACUGAGAGACGGAAGAAGAAAAAGAAAGAGUCCCGCCCCGAAUCCAUCAUAGUUUAUCGGUCGGGGAAUGAGAACAAGGUGGAAGAAGAACAGGCAGAUGAUGAAGGGGCUGAGAGAAGUUCUGAGGAAGGCUCCAAAUUCCUGGGACACGCCGCAGGAGACGGUUCCUGGGCUAUGCCUCUAGAUAGCAGGUAUGUCACUUUAACUGGGACCAUAACAAGAGGGAAGAAGAAAGGCCAGAUGGUGGACAUCCAUGUUACUCUUACUGACAAAGAGCUGCAGGAGCUGGCUCGGUCAAAGGAGCCUCCAAAACCAGAAACGCCUGAAGGGAAAAAAGCUUGUCAGGUUGGAGUGGAUAAAGGCCCUCAUGUUCUCCUCUGGAGCUUUGCCUGUCUCCCAAUCAUCUUUGUCAUGUCCUUUGUGGUUUCCUUUUAUUAUGGAACCAUCACUUGGUACAAUGUCUUCCUGGUGUACAAUGAAGAGAGGACCUUUUGGCACAAGAUAACCUUCUGCCCCUUUCUCAUUAUCUUCUACCCAAUCAUCAUCAUGGUGGUUUCCUUCUCCUUGGGCCUCUACACAGCACUGACUCAGAUCUCUUGGGCCUUUGGGGAAUGGUGGCACGCGGUCCGGGAUAUGGAGAAAGGCUUCUGUGGCUGGCUCUGCAGCAAGAUGGGCCUGGAGGACUGUUCUCCCUACAGCAUUGUAGAGUUACUGGAUUCAGACAACAUCUCUGGUACCAUGUCAGCUAAAGGUUCAGCUCAGGGUGAAGAGAUAUCAGCAGUCUGAGUGACACUGGGCUGUUCCUGUUCAUGAGGGGAGAAACUUGAGCAAGGGCAUACAGAUGUUUCUUUUGGGGAGUAAAAUCCUCCAAGAAAUCUGGAACGUUCAGGAAGACCACAAAAGUCUCUGUUGAUGGGACCAUUUUCAAAAUACAGGGGGUGACCCUGUACUCUUUCCCUUGUGAAAAGAGACCUUUUUGAUGAAAGCUAGAGUGUCCAGGGGAGCUAGUGUGGUUUAGUGGUUUGAGUGUUGUAUCAGGAUUCUGGGAAACCGGGUUUCAAAUAUAUUCCCAGUCCUGGAAACCCACUGAGUGACCUUAGGAUAGUUGUAUUCUUGGCCUGAGAGCAAAGCAGUGCAAACCACUUCUAAAUAAUUCUGGCCAAGAUAAAAGAAAAACUGAUGCUAGAGUUGACAUAAGUUUACUUGAAGGCACAUAAUAACAACAACAAGCGUUUUCAGGAGUUGAGCUCUGGCAGAUUGCAUUUUCAAAUCCUUGCUGGUGUUCAGCAUGAACUAGUGCAGGGCUUGACUUCCUGUCCUUUUAGAAGGCAGGUGAAGGGGUGUAUGUUUAUAUCUCUCCACAUAUAUCUCUCCACAUAUAUCAAAAUAACUCAUAACUAAGACUAGAAGGCUAUAACAUAGAAUCAUAGAGUUGGAAGAGACCUUGUGGGCCAUCCAGUUCAAUCCCCUACCAAGAAUGCCCCAAAGUCAUCAGAUCCUGUCUGAUUUUGGAAGCUGAGCAGGGUCAGUCCUAGUUAACACUUGGAUGUGAGACAACUAAUGAAUAACAGAAUAUGAGAGAAAAGGAAAAGUCUAGUCUUAAGAAAACCCAACAACAUCCAUGUAGUCGCCAUCAAUCAACAGAUGAAGGCACAUAAACACACAAGAAAUCUAGGCAGAAGUUUCCUUUUUGCCAUACCUGUUUUCUGUGUGCAGAUUUUAUUUUUGGUGUCCUUUUGCUUAAAAAGAAAUAGAGAACUUUCAAAAAUUCAAACCCUGCUUUUCACCCAGUGGUCUGAUAGGAUUUAGUCCAGGAACAAUUUUACAUGCCCAAUCUCCCAUAACUUUUAACAUAAACGUGCAAGACUGUCUCAUAAUGAUGCUGGUCUGAUUGGUGGCUUUUGUUGGGGUUUAUUAAAACACAUUGUUGAGGUGACAGAUAUUCUGUUUGAUUGGAGUUGCUUGGUAGGGAGAAGGGAAUGCAAAACGAACAGCUUGGCAAAAUGGAUCCUCCACUGUAAAUAUGCAGAUGUGCUUUUCUGGCUGAUGCCUGCCUCAGUGUUGCUGAAAAUCAGGGGCUGACAACUCCAAUCUGGAAUGUGCUUACCAGGUUAGUCCACUCUAGUAGCCCUUCCAAUGUUAUUACAGGUAGUGAUAGACAUAAGAGCACACGGGGAAACUGAAUGUCCUGGAUCACAGUAGGCUCCCCAUUUCAUCCCACUAUUUGUACACUCUUUGUGUUCCCUGCAUGGUUGCCACACAUUAUAAAUAUAUAUAUAAUAUUUGUUAAAAAAUGCUCCAUCUAGCAUUUCGUUUCAUAUGUGGGAACAAAGCCAAGAUGAAUCAGAAACGGGGGUGGGGGGGGGGGAGGGAGAACUACAAAAACAAAAUAAACACACUAGUGAAAAUUAAUUUGUGUUUAUGUAGAUUGUUAGCACAAGCCUUAUUGUUCUCAUAGAAUAUAUAGUGGGAAGGGAAAGGAGUUAAUGCCAUAAGUUGUCCAACAGAAUGCUCUAUGUGACUGUUUUUAUGGAAGCAAAUACUUCUGGGAUGGAUAGUAACAUGUCUCCUACUGAAAUAAUACAUUUUCUUCUGAGAUAUGCAUUAUUGAGCCUUCUUACUUCAUAGUCUUUUGACUAUGGGCUUCUGUGAGGGAAACAAGACAGCCCAAUUACUGGUGCUAGUUGUAUUUGCCUUUCUUUGAUACUGUUGUAUUUGCCUUUCCCCCCUCUAAAUACUAUAGACUCUCCUUUCUCCCAUGAUGCAGCUUUAGUGGCCUAAUACUGCAAAGCAUUUGUAAAGCCUAAUGACUUCGUUAAAAGCCAUGCAAAAAUUGAGAAGCACAAUGUCUUCCAGCUUUGUUUCACGAAUAAUUGCUGGUUGUGUGCCACCUGGCACUUAUAAAUGUAUUAUUUUCAGAUGUGAGUCUUUUUUAUAAGUAUACUCACCUUUUUUUCCUAGUGAACUUCACGGAGGAAAAAUAGAAAAAAUUCAACAAGUUGGCAGCAAAAAUCACCACACUACCAACUUGGACAGUUAAAAGAAUACAGUAUAUGUAUAUACAGUGAUUUAACCUAAUUUUUCUUGGAAAGAUUACUUCCCUCCCCAAAGAAUGAUGAAUGGAGUGAGCUGUGCAAGGUGGAUGACUCAGUGAGUAUUUUUGUGCUGCAUUGUUCAAACACUUCAAUCCUACUUCAGUGGUCUUGGUUUCGUCCUAUGGAAUCCUCUGUAGCAAAGUACUGAAAUGCGUCAAUUAUCAAAACCAAUGUAUUCCCUAGCAUUGUCUCUUUGAUGGAAAAUGUGGUACCAGAGACAGAAAAAAAUAUGGAAAGAAAGUCCAUAUAACAUGUUUAAGUAAACUUUUAAUUUAAAACUAGGAGAACGAAACAAUCUUGUCAGGUAGACCUGAAACGAAACAAUCUUGUCAGGUAAACCUUGUCUAAUUAAACAAAAACUUUUUGAAAAUUAUUUCCAAAAUAUAUCAAGGGUUCCCCCAUCAGUUGUUUUCUUCCUCCUCUUCCUCUUCUUCUUCAUUAUUAUUAUUAUUAUAUACAGCAAACAAGAUCAUUAUGCUGAUUUUUGUAUUUGGUCACACGUGUGAGGUAUCGGCAAAUAAGGCGUGCAAAUCCGAGUAGGGUGGCCUUUUGUAGCUGACAGAUAAUUUUGUCAGUGCCAAUUGUUUUUAAAUGCAGGCCAAGGUCUUUAGGCACUGCACCCAGUGCCAGUCACCACUGGGACCACCUUAACUGGCUUAUGCCAGUCAUUAUUAUUAUUAUUAUUAUUAUUAUUAUUAUUAUCUCUCUUUUUCUCUCCACAAGGAGACUCCAAGUGGCUCAACAUUUUUUUUCUAAUGAGAGCUAUACUUUUUAACAUGUUGGGAGCAUAUGCUCAGUAAGUAUCAUGCAUGCUCAGUAGAUAUCUUGAAGGAAGGUGGUGUUAAUUUACUUUUGUAGGCAGCCAUGUAGCUACAGGAGGAUCAAGUAGAGCAGAAUCCUGCAUGUUUCCCACACCAAGCUUCAUUGCAUUGUUUACCGCAAACACUGCUUCAGCCUGACACAAACGUUAUUGUUGCAGUAAACAAUGCAUUGAAGCUUAAGUGGGAAACAUGCAGGAUUCCUGCACUGUCCUCCCAUGCUGUUGCUGGGGGACAAAUCCAUGUAGAAAAAGAGAAAA